Daldinia vernicosa is the source of this 1422-nucleotide messenger RNA. RefSeq lists its product as uncharacterized. The transcript is spliced from 5 exons. The record is from RefSeq and is a predicted model, not a curated record. Lineage: Eukaryota; Fungi; Ascomycota; Sordariomycetes; Xylariales; Hypoxylaceae. Bases 71 to 1300 code for a protein of 409 amino acids.
CUUGCAUAUUCUCCUUUUCACUUCUGUUCAAAAAUAAUAUUUUAUUGUGCAUCCUAUUUGCAAGACCAAGAUGUCAGAUCUUGACUUUUCUCACUUAUCACCUGCCGAGCUUGAGGUUGCCCUGGAUGAACCCGCACUGAAGCCACCAGACGGUGUUACUCCGAACUUCGAGCACCCAGUGAACGAGAACACCGUAUCUCUAGUUUCAAUCUUCCUCUGCUUGGUAGUAGGAUCAAUCUUCCUGGGGUGUAGAAUAUAUAUAAGAUUUUUUAAGAUGAGACAGCAAUAUAUUGGAGACUAUUUGAUGAUUUUGGCAUACCCAUUCUGGGUGAUGACAGCCGUGGGGUCCCUGCGCCGGAUCUUUGGAGCUACGGGAAUCUUUAUACACCAGUGGGAUUUUCGCGGAAGGGAUAUAGCUGAAUAUCUCAAGGUCAUCUUUAUGGGUAUGUGCUUCUGGGCUGCCAGCACCGCGAUGAUGAAGUCGGCUAUCCUUCUUGAAUGGAUUCACAUAUUCUCCGCCGCAAAUACACGGACCAUUUUCCAUCGGAGUUGCAAAAUCUUGCUUAUCUUUACUCCUUUAUUUUACGCCUCCCUUAUAAUUGCGCUGAAUUUAUCCUGCACUCCUUACCGAAGGAUUUGGGACAAAACUCUGACGGGAACCUGCAUCGACAUAAAAGCCAUUCAUAUUGCUGCCACCGCCACUAACGUCAUACUCGACAUUGCAAUUUUGAUACUACCACAGAGAAUCAUUUGGAAAUUGAAAAUGUCGAAGGCUAAAAAGUUCGGCCUUUCUGCGGUUUUUGCCAUUGGUAUCUUUGCCUGUAUUGCCGCAGUAGGCCUUUUCGCGGCCAUAAUUAACUGGGUCGAGUCAAAUGACUUGACUUAUCAUUACUCCGCAGUGGCGCUUUGGGCCAUUGCCGAAUCGACAUGCGGUACAAUGAUUUUCUGCGCACCCGUGAUACCAAAGCUAUUCCGAGGUCUUAAACUCAAGUGGGCUUCUACAGUUAGCUCUUGGGCAAGCUCACCUAUAUUCCACUGGGUUAGGCGCUCUGCAAGAAAGAGUGAAGAUAUAUGGGCGCCUACAGGGCUCGGAUCGGAUCCCCGCCAAUACCGCCAUAUUGACGAGUCAAACUCUACGGAUUUAGGCAAAUUCGAGGCCGCCAGACCUACAGAUCAGCAAUAUGGAAUCGUCUGUACCACUGACAUUCUGGUAACAGAAAGUCGUGAUGCCGAUUUUGUAACAGACCAACGGGGUAAACAGAGUUCAUGGCUUUCCAGCGUCCAGGAGAAUCGAGUAUAAUAAAAAAAGACGCCCUGAUCUUCACGUUACUCUUAAGGGAGGACUAUAAAAUUUAAUGGGUUCUAUGUGGUCUUUUGAGUUGUAGUGAACAGUUUUUUAGGAUAUAUCUAUAUCAUAUCUCG